Messenger RNA from Vitis vinifera (wine grape), 1082 nucleotides. Its product is annotated as methyl-CpG-binding domain-containing protein 7. The record is from RefSeq and is a predicted model, not a curated record. The transcript is spliced from 6 exons. NCBI's taxonomy places the organism in Eukaryota, Viridiplantae, Streptophyta, Magnoliopsida, Vitales, Vitaceae. Gene Ontology annotation, molecular function: DNA binding. The coding region runs from base 20 to 847 and encodes 275 amino acids.
AGGACAUGCUCCUCAAAGUAUGGUUUCAAGUGGAAAAAAUUGUUAUAUUUUGGCAACACCCCAACGGGGGAGAAGAGGAGGAGACGCAAUGGCGAGACACAAACGCAGUGGGGGAAGAAAGAAAUGCCGAUUGCCGAGAACGCCGUUGCCACUGAAGAUUCUGAGACCAGAGGAAGAAGAUGACCCACAGCCACAAAGCCGUAACAAAAUGGCCAUGCAAAUUGAGUCUUCCACCUUCAAGCUUCCCCGCGAUUGGGUCGUCAGGAAGGUGCGUCGUGCCUCCGGCAAGUCCUGCGGCCUAAUCGACAAGUAUUACUAUGAACCAGAAACUGGACGGCAAUUCCGUUCUCUCAAAUCCAUUCAGAAAUACCUAACAGAAAAAAUGGAAAAUACACCCAAGAUUUUAGGACCAGACAAAGAAGAAGAAGAAGAACAACCUCAUCAAAAAAUGGCCAUGCAGAUUAUGGACCCUAAUCUUGAACUCCCUGAUAAUUGGGUUUUUCAGAAGAGAUCCAGUAGUUCCGGCCAAAUCCACAAGUACUACUAUGAACCUGGGACUGGACGACAGUUCCGAUCCCUCAAAUCUGUUCAGAGACACCUAAUAGAAGCAAAUGAUUGUACACACAAGCCUUCACAAAAUUCUGAUGCUUCGAAGAAAAACAAUUCUAGCACGAAGGUGAAAACUUCAACUUCCCAUUUUAUCAAACCACCAAAAAAAGUUAAUUGGGUUCUUACUGGUCCUGGGGGAGAUGUAUGGAGCCCUUACAUAAAUGCAUCAGCUGUUCCAGAAUCUAUAAAGCAGACAUGGGCUAAAAUAUUUAUGUUACAUGUCAACGAAAAAUUUUAGCUGCACCAACUUUCAAAGCUAACGACUACCAUGGAAUGGAUCGAGGGUAGAAUUUGCAGGUUUUGAAGGUCAAUUGAGUUUGGAUGGGGGGGAGGUCCAGGAGUGUGCAGUGAUUUUGUAUAUAGUGGUAGGUUUGCUAAUCAACAUUCUGCAACAUUACAGAAUGGAUCAUCUUUUAUUUUGCUGGUAGUGACUUCUUGCAGUUGUGAACAAUAAGAAAUGGAUUUUCUGAUAA